CUUGGGAAGUGGUAGAGCUGUCCGGAUAGCAGCUGCCUUGUCGCUUUGUCGCAAACCAUCUCUUGCACCCAACACACCUCACAUCGCCAUGGACAACCCACAGCAAGGCUCUCUGAGCUGGCGACUAAGUUCGCACCCCAUCACCCUCCUCUGCUUCCUCGGUUUCCGCAUCGCCAGUCUCCUCGUCUACCUCUUCGGCCUCCUCUUCAUCAAAAACUACGUCCUCGUCUUCAUCGUCACAAUCGUACUUCUCGCAAUGGACUUUUACUACCUCAAAAACAUCGCCGGCAGGAGAUUGGUGGGCCUCCGCUGGUGGAAUGAAGUCAACGUACAAUCAGGCGACAGCAAUUGGGUCUUUGAGUCGGCGGACCCGGAAACCAGACAUAUCAAUGCUACGGACAAGAGAUUCUUCUGGUUGGCGCUGUACUCGCAGCCGGUCAGUUGGGUGGCUUUGGGUAUCGUUGCGAUUUUCAGAUUCGAGUUUAUUUGGCUCAGUUUGGUUGUCAUCGCCAUCGUCCUUGCCGUCACGAAUACCCUCGCCUUUUCUCGCUGCGACAAGUUCAGCCAAGCCACCAAUAUCGCGACCGGCGCCUUUUCUGCCAGCGGGCUCGCCAGCAAUCUCGGCGGUGCUAUGAUUGGUCGUUUCUUCAGAUGAAAAGCUGGGUUUCAAAAAAUGACUAUUUUUUCUUUCUCUCGUCAUCAUCGUUGACCCGCUGUUGCAUGCUUGCAUAUCAUUCGCAUACCCCUUCCUUGUUUUUUUGCGUUUCGCAGAGUGAAGAAAGAAUUACAAAAGCUACUUAUAUCAACUGCAUUUUUCGUUUCGUGUGUUUCGUGUUGUAGUUUUAUUUCCCUAAUGCUGUGCUGUUUUUUUGUCUUGUUUGCUUCUGUCGUAUGUUUUCCUUGCUUUGAUGCUCUUUCGUGCUACGUGUUUUGCUGUAGCAGGAAAGGAAUCAAAACCUGGAUCGAGAUCCUCGG
Messenger RNA from Aureobasidium pullulans EXF-150, 975 nucleotides. Its product is annotated as golgi apparatus membrane protein-like protein tvp23. The transcript is spliced from 3 exons. Gene Ontology annotation, biological process: protein secretion; vesicle-mediated transport. The record is from RefSeq and is a predicted model, not a curated record. Gene Ontology annotation, cellular component: Golgi membrane. Bases 89 to 655 code for a protein of 188 amino acids. Lineage: Eukaryota; Fungi; Ascomycota; Dothideomycetes; Dothideales; Saccotheciaceae.